GACCAGGGAGGAGUGCUGGUCCGCAAAGGAUGACACGCACAAAUCAAAAGGUGUACCAAAACGGACACUUGAAACGAACCCAACUGAGACGGUUGGAAGCCGCUUUUGCGCAAGCCUGAAAAAGGUCUUCAGGCUGAAACCUUCACGUACAAUAUUCUUCGAGCAGAUACAAUCUACUUUAAAGCCAUGUAGAUGGAAUCUACUUUGUACGAUCUAUAAUUUGUGGGCUGUGCAGCAGCAUCGACAACUUGUCAACUUGUCCAUCGAUGUUGUGUGGGGCAGAUGUGUGACACGUCCACCAACACCUUGCGUGACAAGGGCAGCAAGAUUUUACACACCCUGAGCUAUGAAGAAUAGAUGGCGUCAUGAUUUUGAGCCAGCUAUCAGAAUCAGGAAACAGGCUGCUAAUGGCUGCUAUAAUUUUUCAGGAAUGAUCACGACUGCCCCAGGGACGUAGGAACUGUAGCAGAGAGUACAUGAAGUGAAAUGUCACGCACUCAACCAACCUCCUCACAAACAUCUGAAAAUAGACAAUGCACGUGUAGUGUGCAAGAGCGCAAAAUAACUGAAGAGUUUUGAGAAGGUCACGAAAGAGUUCAGGGAGAUAUUGUGGAAUUCUGUUGACUCAAGAGUCUUAAGACUUGCAAGAAGUGUUGUGAAGACAAGUGCUGGAAGAGAGUGUUGCAACAGACGUGCUGUUCAGGAGAUUGCCAGCGUGUUGUGGGACGUCCGUGUUUGUAAGGAUUCUGAAGCGGAACGUCCGAGGCCGAACCACCCCUAGAUCUUGCGGCAGCGAACGGCCACGUGGCUGUCCCUGCUGUUGGCUGGCGCUGCCCUGAAUACGAAGACCGACAAUGGCUUCACACCGUUGCAUCUUGCAGCGGAUGGCCACCUCGCUGCAGUCGAGCGGCUGGUGGCUGCUGGCGCUGCCCUGGAGACAAAGACGCCCAGUGGCCCGGUGCCCGAGGACUGCCCGGUGAUCACAAAAGAUAGGCAAGCGUCGGUGGUUAAGGAUGAACAGGAAGAGCAGGUUGUGGCUGAGCAUGGGAUGCCAGCUUGUAGCUUCUUGUUUGGAAAUGGAACUGGUGAUGGGACUCGGAACUAUUCUCUCCCUGUGGGGCCUGUUGAAAUCUCAAUAGAGCCGGCUGGGUGCUCAAGAUGCCCUUUUUUCCUUUUGUGGACAGAUGUGCGCAGUUUGACUCAGAUUUGGCAGACAAAACUGCGCACGGCUCUGCCUCCUUCAGAGCUUCUCAGGUUGGACACCCCUCCAUGUGGCAACCUUCUAUGGCCACCCAGAGGUAGCGCAGCGUCUCGUCGACGCUGGAUCCGAUGUUGAAGCCAAGGACGGCAAAGGCCGAAGUGCGUGGGACUUGGCCAAGAGCAAGGGCACGUUGGAGGUCAUGGCAAAAGUCCUUCGACCCGUUCCUUGGGGCGGUGCAGUGUUGACUUUUGCUCACUGGUUUCAAACAGGAACUGUUGCAGCAACAUGAACUGUUGCUGCUUCGCUCCUGCACAUGUCUUCCCUCUCAUCUCUUCGACAGUGUCUUUCUUUCCCACUGGGUUGCUGCACGGUAGAGGUCGCAAACCUCACAAACUUGGGCUUUCUAUAACUUCACAAUACAUAAUUACUUCACAAACUGCUGAGGUCCAGGUGGGCCUGCUGAGUGGUCGCACUGCACGCUGUGACCCUCAACCCAGCCGCACUGUGUGUGAGCUGCUGGAAGAAGCCCAGUCAAAGCUGGGGAUUGGGAUUCAGCAGCUUGUCACGAGCUCUGGAAUGACUCUGAACCAAGACUUUACAUUGGAAGAAGCUGGCAUAGACUAUGCAGGUCAUGUUUUUGCCCUCGCUUCGGUCAACGAAGAUGAGGCUCUCCAGACCGCACAGGGAGGACACCUCAAAGCUCUUGCAGCGCUGGGACUUCGGAGCAA
Messenger RNA from Durusdinium trenchii, 1929 nucleotides. NCBI's taxonomy places the organism in Eukaryota, Dinophyceae, Suessiales, Symbiodiniaceae. The record is from the annotation of a GenBank genome assembly.